Molecule: messenger RNA, 705 nt
Organism: Lytechinus pictus (painted urchin)
Lineage: Eukaryota; Metazoa; Echinodermata; Echinoidea; Temnopleuroida; Toxopneustidae
Exons: 5
Coding region: 205-690 (161 amino acids)
Source: RefSeq, a predicted model, not a curated record
AAGGUCUGGUCCCACUGGCCGACGGACACAAAACGUAUUCAUAACGGGUACAGUGGACAAGCAAAAUUUCGGGUUGGCUCCAUCGGUUUUCAUCCGCUCCCAGACAAUGGACAAAAUGGGCGAACAAUGAAAUCAGAGUGGACGGAUGCUCGAUGGAUAUAGAGCGUAAAGAGUACACAACGGAUACAUAACGUUUCCCAACGGAUGGCAAUAUUCUUGUCCGUUUUACAUCCUCUCUGCAUCCAGAAGGUGUGGACCCUAGCAAUCGGAGAUUUUGGUGUCAACCUUGAGUAUCUGGACGAGGCGUCUUAUCAGAUCAAAGGAUACAACAUUGAUGUGGUCGAAGCAGUCUGUCGGCUCGCUAAUAAGACUUGCGUUCUAAUGAAGGACGUCAACCAACGGUGUUGGGAUUCGGAACCAGGCCAGCAGGCACGGGGAGGAGAGGGAUUGCUGUCCGGUUGGUACGAUGCGUGCACAGGUUGGGUUAAAACCUACCCGAGAAGUUUAACUUUUGACUUCACCCGAGCCUUUGUGAAAAGAAAGGACGUAGCCCUCUACGCUCCGAGAUCAUCGACCAUCAACUUUCGUAAUCUAACUGGACUCAACGUCGGCUUCAUCGACGGAUGGGCCUCGGAUGAACAUUGCUUAGCUAGAUAUGAGGCUGAAAACAUUUUGGUAAUUACACUUUAAUACAUUUCUCUUCCA